AUGAGGAGCAGCCUGACCCUGGUGGGGACCCUCUGGGCCUUCCUGUCCCUUGUUACUGCUGUGGCCAGUUCUACCAGUUACUUCCUGCCUUACUGGCUCUUUGGAUCCCAGCUGGGGAAGCCAGUGUCAUUCAGCACAUUCCGGAGGUGCAACUACCCUGUGCGGGGAGAGGGACACAGUCUGAUCAUGGUGGAAGAGUGUGGGCGCUAUGCCAGCUUCAGUGCCAUCCCAAGCCUGGCCUGGCAGAUGUGCACGGUGGUGACAGGUGCCGGCUGUGCUCUGCUGCUCCUGGUGGCAUUGGCUGCUGUCCUGGGCUGCUGCAUGGAGGAGCUCAUCUCCAGAAUGAUGGGACGUUGCAUGGGAGCAGCGCAGUUUGUGGGAGGGCUGCUGAUAAGCUCAGGCUGUGCAUUAUACCCCUUAGGAUGGAAUAGUCCAGAGAUAAUGCAAACGUGUGGGAAUGUCUCCAAUCAAUUUCAGUUAGGCACCUGUCGGCUUGGCUGGGCCUAUUACUGUGCUGGAGGUGGAGCAGCGGCUGCCAUGCUGAUCUGCACCUGGCUGUCUUGCUUUGCUGGAAGAAACCACAAGCCUGUCAUGUUGGUGGAUAGCAUCAUGAGAAACACCAAUUCUUAUGCCAUGGAGCUGGACCACUGCCUCAAACCUUGAGCUUUGGCAGAAAAUUGAAGAGGGUGGGAAAGAGGAGGGAGGGGAGACUUGAAAAGAGUUACUGAGACUGGGCCACUUGCCACUCCCUGCCAGUAGUAUAGCCUAGUUUGUAUGCUCUUUAGCUCACCAGUUAUUCACUUUCACUUACCCUUAAGCUGGUGGGUCAGCAGCUACUUACAAAAUUAAUCCAGAACCAUGAUACACUCAGAUGUUUCCCUAGCUACUGAGUACCCACUAGCCCUUAGGUCCCAAAGUGUUUCUUUAUGCGAAAUAAGGAAAAGAUCCUCUCUUGAAAGGUAACUAGACAAUCAAGCCACUCCUCAGAGUUUUGCAGCCCCUGUCUAUCACUUACCUUAAAGCUUAAAGGCUGGAUAAGUACACUUGUGCAGGGAGGAACCAGGGGAUGGACAGGGCUGAUUCCCACGACUCCACAUUGCCCUUCUCCUGGUAUUUAUUGCAUCUACAAACAUCUACGGAGUGCCACUGCUCAAAUUUUUGUAACUUUCUCAGGACUAUCCCUUGACUCUUCCUCUUUUCUCCUGCUUCUCUUCCCUUCCAAUUGUGGGGAAGCUUGUGGGGAUGGUGACUUCUAGCAGGGAAAACACUAACCAGGGAUGCUUGCAUAUAAUCUGAAACCCUUUCCUCUUUAUGCUUUAGAAUAUUCAUAAGAGUUCAUUUUGUGUUGUGGGUGGGUGACUGGCAUCAAAAGAGUGGCAAGUAUUCCUUAGUCCCUUAUAGAUAUAUAAACUGUGUUCAUCAAAUGUUCUGAGCAGAGAAAAGCAUUUGUUGUCCACUUAAUAAACAUGAA
Messenger RNA from Manis pentadactyla (Chinese pangolin), 1471 nucleotides. RefSeq names its product LHFPL tetraspan subfamily member 1 (gene LHFPL1). Lineage: Eukaryota; Metazoa; Chordata; Mammalia; Pholidota; Manidae. The record is from RefSeq and is a predicted model, not a curated record. The transcript has 3 exons. The coding region runs from base 1 to 663 and encodes 220 amino acids. Gene Ontology annotation, cellular component: membrane.